GCGAAGUUUAUAUAAAUCCCCAAACCGAGUUUCACUCUCACUCACUCACCGUUCUCUCCAUUUUCAGACCUCAAAGCUUUACAACGAGACCUCAACAAUGGCGAUGGCUUUCAAAAUGGCAACCACAGGAAUGUGGGUAAGCGACGAGUGUAAGAAUUCAUUCAUGGAGAUGAAAUGGAAGAAAGUGCAUAGGUAUAUCGUGUUUAAGAUCGAUGAAGGAUCGAGAUUAGUCACCGUCGAUAAAGUAGGCGGUCCUGCCGAAAGCUACGAUGAUCUCACCGCUUCAUUACCAAACGAUGACUGUCGAUACGCGGUCUUCGAUUUCGAUUUCGUUACUGUUGAUAAUUGCCGUAAGAGCAAGAUCUUCUUCAUCGCUUGGUCACCGACGGAAUCGAGAAUAAGAGCGAAAAUUUUGUAUGCAACUUCAAAGGAUGGAUUGAGGAGAGUACUUGAAGGAAUUCAUUAUGAAGUUCAAGCAACUGAUCCAACGGAGAUGGGGAUCGAUGUGAUCAAGGACAGAGCAAAAUGAACAAAUAAUUAGAAGAAAAAAAGAAAUACUAAUCUCUUUAGGUAUCUUUUACUUCGAAUUUUUAAUAAUGAAAUGACUAUCUGCUUUUUUUUUUUUUUUUCUUUUUUGUUCUUGGUUUGUUCAUCAUUUUUUUUUUUUUUGUUUGGGGGACUAAUGUAAGUAAAAGAAAAAGGAGGAAAAGGGAAAUUAAAGCCACUUUUCUUUUUAUGUAUUAUUAUUGGGUUUAAUUUGGAAAAGAAAAGGAGAAAAGGAGAGCUGCUGAUAAUUUAUGAGUAUGAUAUGUUAGUGUGUAAUUUAAAUCUUAUAGUUGUAAUUCAAAUGUUAUAUUAUUGUUGUUGUUUUUAAUUA
This is a messenger RNA of Cucumis melo (muskmelon), 877 nucleotides long. RefSeq names its product actin-depolymerizing factor 5-like. Gene Ontology annotation, cellular component: actin cytoskeleton; cytoplasm. Gene Ontology annotation, molecular function: actin filament binding. The coding region runs from base 98 to 529 and encodes 143 amino acids. NCBI's taxonomy places the organism in Eukaryota, Viridiplantae, Streptophyta, Magnoliopsida, Cucurbitales, Cucurbitaceae. The record is from RefSeq and is a predicted model, not a curated record. The transcript is spliced from 3 exons. Gene Ontology annotation, biological process: actin filament depolymerization; actin filament bundle assembly.